UAGAGCCUGGGACCCAGGAAAUGACUGGAGUCUCUCAGGUUGCCAGCAUGGGAAGAAAUCUCAUCAGUGCUGAAGAGCAAAAAGAACCCAGACUUCUUUUCCUGUUGGCCCAACAAAGGGUUACUGAGUUCCUCUUCUUUUGGGGAGCUUCUCCCUGUACAUAUCAACCAUGAAGCUUCUAUUUCUGGUGCUUGUGUUAGUGUUGGUGUAUAAUUUGGAGAUUGAUCAAGCCCAGGGAACCCUGCUUGGCAAAGCCCUGUAUGAGGCUGAGUAUGCUGGUGAAAGAGGCAAAAUGGCUGCUGACCCCAUGAAGAUCAGACCCAGAGCAGACCACAAGAUGAAAAAGGAGAAGAGGAAGAAGAGGGAGCAGAAGAAGGAGGUUGGUGAGGAGAAGAAAUUAAAGGCCAUGUCCAAGUUGCUGACAAAGAUCCAUGACACCUCUGCAAAGAAGGGUGGCAUUAAGUCAAAGAAAAAGAGUGACAGAAAGAAGAGGUUUUUUGCUUUGCCAGUAUGCACCAGGAAACAUUUGCCUCAGCAUGGACCUGGACUGGGAGUGUGUCCCAAACAUGUGGUGAAACUUUAAUGUGAGGAAAUAAAGUCAAUAAGUCUGAAGGA
This is a messenger RNA of Notodromas monacha, 615 nucleotides long. The record is from the annotation of a GenBank genome assembly. Lineage: Eukaryota; Metazoa; Arthropoda; Ostracoda; Podocopida; Cyprididae.